GUGUGUGUGUGUUUUCUUCUUUAUCUUUUGUGGGGUCUCUAUUUUCUUGAAGAAAAAUCGUUUCUUUAUCAUUGUUUGUGUUGCUGACCUUCGUUUCCCGCUCCUUUCUUCGUUUGACUCCUUUUGUUUCUUACAAACCAAACAAAAAAAAAGAAUAGUGUGUCUUUUUUUUAGUGUGUGUGGUUGUCUAAUUCAGACAAGGAUUUCAGAGUUGGAUAGAGAAAUAGAUAGAAUGAUGGGGGAGAGGUGUGAGAGUUCCAGAGGAGAGAGAGAAGUCAUGGGAACUCCAGAGAGAAGCAAGAGCAGCCAGAUCGCCAACUCCAUUGCCAAAUUUGAGGACUCCCCUGUCUUUAGCUUCCUCAACAAUCUUUCCCCUAUCAAGCCGGUUAAACCGGUGCACAUCUCUCAGACGAUAAAUCCACUUAGCUUUGCUUCCCUUCCAUCCGUUUUCAGUUCACCCCACCUUGCUUCCCUCAGGGAAUCUAGAUUUCUUCGCAGGCACAGUCUUUCAGAUCCAUCAAAGCCCGAGUUCUCCACUGAUGAUGGGAACAAAGUUGAUCCAAACAUGGGAGUCACUAUGAACUUGGACGAACACAAGGAGUCAAAUCCGGAUGCAAAUGGUGAAAAGGUUGGUGAGCCACCUUAUGUAUGCUCGAAGCUUGUAGUCGAGUUUGCAGAAACGCUGAGUUGUGAGAUGGACAUUGUUGGCUCGGGCUUGAGUGGUCUUGAGGCCAAACAGGUAGCAGAGUAUGCUUGCACUUCUUCAGCAAUUGUGGAAAGCCAGAGGAGUGUAAACAUGAGUGAGACGAACGCGGAGGUGUUAGGCAAUACUAUUGGGAACUGUUGGGACAGUUUGAUUGCUGAUUCAUCUGAUCUAUUCAUCUUUGAAUCACCAAAAGCAAAGGCUUGCAAUGAGUCUGUUGAUCCUGCAACCGCUUUCUAUAGGAGCAUUAGGAAUGCCAUCCAGCACGUCCAAUCCUUUGGUGCAGCGGCUUGUGGUGAACGAGGAAACGCAGCUGAAAACAUGUCUUGCCAGCCUGAAGAAGGAAUUGGGAUGAUUGAAAACAUGCCUUUGCAGAAUUUUCGUGGUAUGAAAAGGCGCUCUCUUGUCUUUGAGAUGGCAGGAGGCCAUAGGAAGAAUAUGGAGGAUGGAUCAGCUCGUGAUUCGCCUCUUCUGCUAACAAACUCUGAUGGCAAUGCUUCCUCGGACAAGCAAAUAGCUCGGACUAAGACUGGAAGUGACUGCUCUGGUCUCCUGCCUGGGAUCGGCUUGCAUUUGAAUGCUUUGGCAGCGACUCACGAGUCAUCAACUUCUGGUAGAUUAUUGAUCGGAUCGAGCUCAUCUGCCCAUUUUCCUCCUCCAACUACUAGCCAAGACUUGUUAAGCAGCUACCUGUUGGAAAGUGGGGUUGAUACCUUCAAAAGCCUUCUCCUGGAAGAUCAUAGCCUGGAAUCUGGAUAUAUUGCGAAUGAAGAUAUCAAUCCGAGUAGUCCUAAGAAAAGGAGGCGUAAGUCGGAGCAAGGUGGAGACGGUGAAUCUUGUAAACGAUGCAAUUGUAAAAAAUCGAAGUGUUUAAAACUUUACUGUGAGUGCUUUGCUGCUGGUGUCUACUGUGUGGAGCCGUGCGCGUGUAUAGACUGCUUCAACAAGCCCGUGCACGAGGAAAUCGUCCUCGCCACGCGCAAGCAGAUUGAGUCAAGAAAUCCUCUUGCAUUUGCUCCUAAAGUGAUCAGGACCUCUGAUUCUGUAUCAGAGAUAAUAGGGGAUGACUUCGCCAACACUCCUGCUUCUGCUCGCCAUAAAAGAGGAUGCAACUGCAAGAAAUCUGGCUGCCUCAAGAAAUACUGUGAAUGCUAUCAAGGAGGUGUCGGAUGCUCCAUAAACUGCAGAUGCGAAGGAUGUAAGAACGCGUUUGGCAGAAAAGACGGUUCGUGUGCAUCAGCAGAGCACGAGGACGUAGAGGAUGAAAACGACACUACUGAGAAGGCUGCACUCGACAGCUACAAGGCUUCAAUUCACGAUGAUCUUGAUCAAAGGAAGAGGCCACCUAGAGCCUAUGUUCCUCCCAGCAGCUCAUAUUCUGGAUUUGGAAACUCGAGUUUAGCGUUUCCACCACCAGCGCCUAAAUGGAGGCCGCAUGUUGAGGGGGGAGACGAGAUGCCACAUUUUCUUGCAGGAGGAGGGUCGCCUAUUAAGGCGUCCUCGCCUAACAGGAAGAGAGUUACUCCGCCUCAGACGUUGACUGGUCUGAGGAGCAGCCGCAAGCUGGUACUUCAGUCCAUCCCGUUGUUCCCUUCCCUUGCAUCCAACCAGUAGUUAUGCUUGCUCUCAGUUUUGUUCUGCUGAAUGAGUUUUUUUGGCCUUUAUUCAUCAAUAAAAUGCUCUCUCUCUGACUCUUAA
Messenger RNA from Salvia hispanica, 2401 nucleotides. Its product is annotated as protein tesmin/TSO1-like CXC 2. Lineage: Eukaryota; Viridiplantae; Streptophyta; Magnoliopsida; Lamiales; Lamiaceae. The record is from RefSeq and is a predicted model, not a curated record. Gene Ontology annotation, molecular function: DNA-binding transcription factor activity.